AUGCAUAUCCAAUCAAUUCCUAUGUGUAGGGACGACUACUUCUAUUAUCUAUAUGAUCGGACGGGGAAGGGAAACAACUAUGCCUAUCUGGUCACAGAUGAGCUGACCAAGAACUCCGUGAUAAUUGAUCCUGCCAACCCACCAGAGGUUGCUCCGGAGUUGAAGGCUCAAAUCAGUGCUGGAAAGAUUGAAUUGACCGCUAUAGUUAAUACACACCAUCAUUGGGACCAUGCUGGAGGAAACGAAGAAAUGUUAAAGCAAUUUGGCAAGCUCCCUCUUAUUGGAGGUAAGGAUAGCCCAUUUGUUACCAAGACACCAGCCCAUGGUGAGGAGUUUAAGAUUGGAGAACGUAUUACCGUCAAGGCUUUACAUACACCCUGCCACACUCAGGACAGCAUCUGCUACUUCAUGCAAGACGGGGACGAACGUGUAGUUUUUACCGGCGAUACAUUGUUCAUUGGCGGAUGUGGCCGGUUCUUUGAGGGGAAUGCUGCAGAGAUGCACAAGGCUUUAAACGAGACGCUUGCCUCUUUGCCAGAUGAUACCAAGGUUUAUCCUGGUCAUGAGUAUACCAAGGGGAACGUCAAGUUCUGUCUUGCUGUCUCACAGUCAGAGCCGAUCAAGAAGCUAGAGGCCUUUGCGGAAUCAAACAAGGAGACACAGGGCAAGUUCACUAUUGGUGAUGAGAAGCUCCAUAACGUUUUCAUGCGCGUCAAUGACCCCGAGAUUCAGAAAGCUACUGGCAAGACUAACCCAGUAGAUGUGAUGGCUGCUCUGAGAGAGAUGAAGAACAAUUCUUAG
Messenger RNA from Penicillium taxi, 801 nucleotides. Its product is annotated as hydroxyacylglutathione hydrolase. Gene Ontology annotation, molecular function: hydroxyacylglutathione hydrolase activity. Bases 1 to 801 code for a protein of 266 amino acids. NCBI's taxonomy places the organism in Eukaryota, Fungi, Ascomycota, Eurotiomycetes, Eurotiales, Aspergillaceae. The record is from RefSeq and is a predicted model, not a curated record. The transcript has 9 exons.